AUGGCAAAUUACUGGGUCAGUAAUUUCUCCUGGUUAAACCACCUUGCUCUACAUGAAGAACGUCUCAGAGGGUACUUAAACAGCACUGAGGAUUAUUUAACCUUCCUGUGUGGGCCCAGACGGAGCCACCUCUUCCUGCCCAUGGCUUUGGUGUACUCGGUGAUCUUUGUUGUCGGGGUGGUGGGGAACUUUUUGGUUUGCCUCGUCAUCCUCAAGCACCGCAACAUGAAGACCCCGACCAACUAUUACCUGUUCAGCCUGGCGGUCUCAGACCUGCUGGUGCUGCUUUUCGGGAUGCCCCUGGAAGUCUACGAGAUGUGGAGCAACUACCCCUUCCUGCUGGGGCCCGUGGGCUGCUACCUGAAGACGGCUCUCUUCGAGACCGUGUGCUUCGCCUCCAUCCUGAGCGUGACCACGCUGAGCGUGGAGCGCUACGUGGCCAUCCUGCACCCCUUCCGCGCCAAGCUGGCCAGCACGCGCCGCCGCGCCCUCAGGACCAUCCUGGCUCUCUGGCUGCUCUCCGUGCUCUUCGCCCUGCCCAACACGGGCACCCACGGCAUCGUGCUGCAGCACUUCCCCAACGGCACCCUGGUGCCCGGCUCUGCCACCUGCACCGUGGUCAUGCCCCUGUGGAUCUACAACUGUAUUGUUCAGAUCACUUCUUUGCUCUUCUAUGUGCUGCCCAUGGGUGUGAUAAGUGUGCUGUACUAUCUGAUGGGGCUAAGAUUGAAAGGAGAUGAAUCUUUGGAAGUGGAGGAAAUGGCUGUGAAUGUUCAGAGGCCAUCCAGGAGAUCAGUCACCAAGAUGUUGUUUGUCCUCGUGAUAGUUUUUGCCAUCUGCUGGGCUCCAUUCCACAUAGACCGACUUUUCUUCAGCUUUGUUGUGGAAUGGACUGAGCCCUUGGCCAAUACCUUCAACUUAAUUCACGUGGUGUCAGGUGUUUUCUUCUACCUGAGCUCUGCCACAAACCCCAUCAUUUACAACCUGCUGUCCCAGCGCUUCAGGAUGGCUUUCCUCAGCGUGAUUUCUCCUUGCUGCAAGCACUGUGCCCCUAAACAUCCCACUUGCAAGAUUUCAUCCCAGAAGAGCAUGUUUGUGAUUGAGGAUCACAAUCUCAUGGACUCUGCUGAAAACACAAGUCUCCCUGGCACUCACAGGACAUCUGUCAGCAGCUCUCAGCUCUCCACUGGCCUGUGA
This is a messenger RNA of Vidua chalybeata, 1197 nucleotides long. It is a transcript of the gene NMUR2, whose product is annotated as neuromedin U receptor 2. Gene Ontology annotation, biological process: G protein-coupled receptor signaling pathway. Bases 1 to 1197 code for a protein of 398 amino acids. Gene Ontology annotation, molecular function: neuromedin U receptor activity. Lineage: Eukaryota; Metazoa; Chordata; Aves; Passeriformes; Viduidae. Gene Ontology annotation, cellular component: plasma membrane. The transcript is spliced from 4 exons. The record is from RefSeq and is a predicted model, not a curated record.